Lobosporangium transversale is the source of this 801-nucleotide messenger RNA. RefSeq names its product mitochondrial inner membrane peptidase complex catalytic subunit. The record is from RefSeq and is a predicted model, not a curated record. The transcript is spliced from 4 exons. Lineage: Eukaryota; Fungi; Mortierellomycota; Mortierellomycetes; Mortierellales; Mortierellaceae. The coding region runs from base 43 to 519 and encodes 158 amino acids. Gene Ontology annotation, molecular function: serine-type endopeptidase activity. Gene Ontology annotation, cellular component: membrane; mitochondrial inner membrane peptidase complex.
UGUCUUCAUUGUUGUACUUUCCUCCCCAUAAAUCUGAUCCCAAUGUCGCGAUAUCUCCGGAGCACGGCACUGGUGGUUCAGGUAGCCUGUGGGAUACAGUUAUUUAAUGAAAAUAUUGCCGAAUUCACCUGGUGUUUUGGCCCGUCAAUGCUUCCUACACUAAACAUGACGGGAGAUAUUGUCGCAUAUGAGCAUCUGACCCAACGGUUCUCAAAGCUCGAUACAGGAGAUCUCGUUGUAGCUGUCUCUCCACUGGAUCCAUCAAAACUAGUUUGUAAACGCAUCAUUGGUGUGCCAGGAGAUAAGGUCUGCAUCAACCCUGUAUCUUUGCACCGGCAGUAUAUUACUGUUCCUCCGGGGCACUAUUGGUUGAUGGGUGAUAACCUUAACAAUUCGACUGAUUCGCGCGUCUAUGGCCCUGUUAGUGGAGGAUUGAUCCUUGGCCGUGUCUUUGCAAGACUUUGGCCCAGUCCAAAAUGGCUUGGAAAUGGCAUGGAAGAGAUUAUGGAGUUUGUAUAGUUUAUGUCGGUAACAUAAUUAUAUUAUUUAUCUCUAUGUGAUUUGCGAUUCAUUUCCACGUCAUGCUAUGACUUCAAGGUUGUAUUGUAUUCUCCGCUCAGCGUUCCGGCACUCACAGCCACCUUCAAGCUCGAUUAGCGAAUGAGGGGUUUUUGUUCCGUAGUCCUGGAUCAGCUUGCAGCAACAUUGCAAGAUACCUUUUUUGUUUGCUGUUCGAUUUAGACAACUUUUAGUACAUGUACUUUAACAGCUCUCUAUAAAAAAAUGCAUAUGUGGCGCAAU